Molecule: messenger RNA, 1084 nt
Organism: Aspergillus piperis CBS 112811
Lineage: Eukaryota; Fungi; Ascomycota; Eurotiomycetes; Eurotiales; Aspergillaceae
Exons: 1
Coding region: 478-969 (163 amino acids)
Source: RefSeq, a predicted model, not a curated record
CCCUGCACGUUCAUUUCUCCACACCUCCAAACAAACGGCCAUACAUCAUUUUCUGGUUUUCGUUUUCUUUUUGUUCUAGAGUUUAGGUUUUUCCCUUCGUUUCCCUCCGGAGUGUUACUCCCUUUUUCCAAUUUUUGCAUGUACAAUUUAGUACUAUUAUUCUCUCUGUCUGUCUGUUGUGUCCGCACUCCGGCCGACUGACGAAUUGCCCCAUCCAGCAAUCCUAACGAAGACUGGCCACUACUUACUUCCCUCAGUCUCUUCUUCGCCUCCCGCAUUCGGGGAUCCCUUUUGUAUGUAAACCAAGUCAUGCCGCUCUGCCCGCUUUCUGCAAAUCUAACAGUCACUUCGGGCUGGUAGGAAAUUAUAUCAAUCCCACAUCCAUUACAUCUCUCUCUCACCAGUCACCACAACCCCGCCAUCCCAUCUUCUGCCCCGUUUACUACUCCAUCCCCCACAAUCUACUACUAGAUCAAUAUGGCUACCGCUCAGGCUGAGAAACCAGCCACCAAAACCUUUGCUAAUGAUCCUGAUGAUGUCUCCGACUACGAUUCCGAGGAUGACUAUUCUGACGAUGACACCCAACAAAAGCCUCAACAACAACAGCAACAACAACAACGCCGUCGUCGUCGUCCCCGGCAGCAAGACCCCAACGAUGAAGACGAUACCUACUAUUCCGAUGAGUACUCGGAUGACUACGAUGACUACGACGAUGAAGAUGAUGACUACUACGACGACGAGGAAGAAGAAGUCCAGGCCAUGGAACGCUACCAGCCCACCACCAUCAGCAGCCGCGACAAUGUGCCGGCACAACCGAUCGCAAACGGCGGUAUGCAAGAAGCGGAAGGCAAAACCGGCGAUGACUGGGAGGAUCAAGACGGAAUGAAAUUGAAAUUGGAAUUGAACUUGGAUAUUGAAGUCGAAUUAAAGGCUCAUAUCCAUGGUGACUUGACGUUGUCGUUGCUGUAAGUACUCCCCUUUUUUCUGCUUCUGAUUGAUCACAUUGAUUGCGGCGGCGGGGAAUCUGGCCUGCGUGCGGACCAAAUGCAUGCAAUGCAAUCAAUCAAAUCACUUAAUCUCGUUC